Molecule: messenger RNA, 1716 nt
Organism: Xenopus laevis (African clawed frog)
Lineage: Eukaryota; Metazoa; Chordata; Amphibia; Anura; Pipidae
Gene: ehf.L
Product: ETS homologous factor
Exons: 9
Coding region: 256-1146 (296 amino acids)
Source: RefSeq, a predicted model, not a curated record
CUUUAUUUGUCCCGACCUAAUGAGAUAUAAAAGGAAGUGGCGAAAGGGAAAAACCCUGAUUGGCUGAUUGGAUCCCCGUAUCAGGCACAAAUAUUUAGCAAUAAAGUCCCUGCCCGUACGAGUCAGAGCAGUCAGAGUGUGCUGCUAUUUUAUCCGUCACUGCUCAAACCACGAGUACAAUAAGUAGCAUCCAGCCUCCCUCCUGCUGCCGAUUUGCUCUCUGCAGGAUUCCUUCUAUACACCUGUCAGCAGAUCAUGAUUUUACAAGGAAACAGCAUUAUGAAUAUUAACCAUGGCACAAACCCGCUUGUUCACCAACCAGUCUGGAAUAACCCAUACCCUCCUUGCGAUGCUGCAGGCUAUUUUGGGGGUCAGUGGCAAGACGUCCAUCCUCAGUACUGGAGCAAGUUUCAGGUGUGGGAGUGGCUACAGCAACUAAUAGACACCAACCAACUGGAUGCCAACUGUAUCCCUUUCCACGAUUUCGACAUCGCCGGCGAGCAUCUGUGUAACAUGACUCUGCAGGACUUUACACAGGCCGCGGGCUCAGUCGGACACAUUCUGUACAACAAUCUACAGAAUCUCAAGUGGAGCGGUCAGUGUGGAAGCCAGAUGCCACAGUCAUUCAACGUUGUCAUAAAAACUGAACAAACAGAACCUUCUUCGAUGCCACCAUGGAAGGAUGAAGGAUAUUUUUAUGACAACAGCUAUGACGAAAUGUACGAGAGUAAAACAUUCUGCCGGAAUCAGCAUUCCUUGCCUUCCCCCAGCCCUUACACCAUGGUCUAUACAGAACCCGAUGGGAAAAAGGCUCAUGAACAUCCUCAGAAAGCCAGCACCAAGAAGCACAAUCCUCGUGGCACACACCUAUGGGAGUUUAUCCGUGACAUCUUAUUGACGCCAGAGAAGAACCCUGGGUUGAUAAAGUGGGAAGAUCGUUCAGAGGGGGUAUUCCGCUUCCUAAAAUCAGAGGCGGUUGCUCAACUCUGGGGGAAAAAGAAAAACAACAGCAGCAUGACUUACGAAAAACUGAGUCGCGCCAUGAGGUACUACUACAAGCGGGAGAUCCUGGAGCGGGUGGAUGGGAGACGGCUGGUGUACAAAUUUGGGAGGAACGCCCGUGGGUGGAAGGAGAAUGAAGUCUGAACUCCUGGCCGAUACCUUGGAUUCAAAGACUGUUUUAUUUAUGUUUAAAAAAAAAAUGAAGACUUUGAAGAAGGAACUCAGGAGUCAGUGCCAAGGAUUCUUCUUUUGUUUCAAGCAAGAAAUAUGCACACGGCAUUAUGGGACAUUGGGAUGAGGAUAGGGGUCGAUAGGACUUUGAUAUGGACGGGAGGAGGGAUAGAGCCCUUGGCAAGAGGCUGAGGAGGUACGGACAGGAAUCCUACCCCCAGCAGAGAUGGUAUGUGCUGAUGUAUUUAUGAACUGCAGUGCAGCCUGGCCUGAUGAUCCUCUUGCUAUCAACCUGAUGGGGACAUUCAUCUUAAAGCAACAGCAACUGCCCUUCCUUCAGCUGCCUCGCAGGGAUGGUGAUGCAACAACCAUCAAAGGGUUGGGGUCACUCAGCUGGCUGGAUAUCGUUGCUCUCUGAUACCAGAUGGAUCCCAUUUACAUCAAGGAAGGUUCCAGGCCGACCCACUUUUACACCACGCUACUAUCAGCAUUUUAUAUCUCCUUUUCAAGUCCUUCCAAUAACUGUUAAACCAUAUACACACA